AUGAAGACCUUCUCGGACAUUCCGCCCGAGCUUUGCGAGAUGGUCAUCGCCCAUCUAACGCCAGAGGAAGACAACCGCUUCAAGCCAGGAUCCAAGGCAGAUCUUCAAAAUGCCAAUCUGACAUGUCGAGCGUUUCAUGCCUGGGUCACCAAGUACCUGUUCCGCGACAUGGUCCUCAUCGUCGUCGACAUACAGCACGUCCCGAAACUUCUUCGUUUCGCCGAGGAGAAGGAAGAUCUUGCCAAGCAUGUCCAGAACGUACAGGUCCAGAUCCCUCCCGGUAUGCGCUGGGAGAUCGGCAUGGGCGAUGCCGACACUGUCCGCGAUUCCACUACGGAGCGACUUCUAAGUCACUUCGGGGUUACUGGACGUGCUGGUUUGACUGCGCAGCAGAAGGUCUUCUGUGCACGGUACCAUGAGGCCCUCGUAUGGCCGUUCUUCAAGGUGGACUGGUUCCUACUCCUCAACCACGCUGCUGCUGUCUCCAAAGAGACGCUCAAGUUGCUCCCGAAUCUCGAGUACGUCGAAGCCGGCAUAUGCGAGCGCGAGAACCUUCCAUGGCCGACGAUGACACAGCGUUUCAUCAAGAAGUACGGUGCGGACAUCGUCAAUGCAACAAACCCUCCGUACGAGAUUAGUCGCAUUCCGAACGUCGCCUGCUUGAGCAACAUCCUAGUGGUAUCCAUACCCAGACGUGUCAAAGAACUCCACGUAACCGGCGCAAAUCUCAGCGAUGUGCGCGAAUGGGCUACCAUCAACCGACUCCUUACGUUUUCGUACCAGCUGUACGAUGAUACUAUCAAUCAAGCCAAGCUCGACAAAAUCGAACGCUUCACGCUCAACAUUCGCGGAGCUCCCGGUGUUCAGAGGACGAGCCACGCGGGUGUUGCCGUUCACCCGAAUGACAUUGGCUCUCCAAGCAUGAUGAACUACUGGAAGCAAAUCGUGUGGAGCCUGCCAAAUUUGAAGCAUCUCCGGGUAAUCGGACACUGGUCGCAAGGAGCGGACACGCAUGCCGCUGAUCCAAAUCGUGUGAAUCCACUGCCGAAAGCUUGCCUACUGGAUCUGUUCGUCCCACAGGACACAAGUCCACCCCGGUCCAUCUAUCUGCACGAUUUCAUUGUUCACCAAGACACGCUCGAAAGGCUUGUUCUCAGCUACCCAGGCGUUCUCGAGCGAUUAACCCUCUCCCACAUCACUCUUAAGUGCGCCGCCGGCAGGACUUGGAUUGACUUUGUGGAGCGCAUGGCCGACCUGAACUGCAAUGUUGAGAUCGAAGUGGUUGGUCCACUCUACAUCUGGGCGUCUCAGACUUGGAAGGGUUGCAAGCCCGUGCUCGUGAGUGAGGAGGAGGCACGAUAUCGUCCUGAGAUCCUUCCUGCGCAACCUUCCAACGAACCUCUCGGACUGUCCAAGGGCGACUUAUGGAGCGAUGACGAAGAGCUGCGACAAGAAGUGGCUACUGAUAUGCAUGCUCAGUCAGACUCCGACAUGAUGGACAGCGACUUGGAAUAG
Messenger RNA from Coniosporium apollinis CBS 100218, 1515 nucleotides. RefSeq lists its product as uncharacterized. The record is from RefSeq and is a predicted model, not a curated record. The transcript is spliced from 2 exons. Bases 1 to 1515 code for a protein of 504 amino acids. Lineage: Eukaryota; Fungi; Ascomycota; Dothideomycetes.